AUGAGGUUCUUCAGGGCGGUGGACACUGUGUCAGGGCCCCCCAGCUUGGUCAGGCAGAGGCAGGCAGGUAGGCAGGCACCUUCCCCUCUUUCCUGCUUACCCUAUGGGGCUGUGGAUGUGGGGUCAGCAGGGUCAGCUGGGGCUGUCCUUGCAGGGGAGGUUCCCACCACCCGCUGCCGUGGCUGCCAUCAGCCCUGGCCUGACCCUGAGCACCUCAAGAGGGCCAGGCUGCACGUGAAGAGGGCCAUCAAGGAGAAGAAGAUCUUUGUGGUGCAGGGUCCCUACCCCAUCAUCCGCAGCCUGCUGUGGGCCCGGGGCUGGGUGGAGAAGAAGCUCCCCAGGGCAAGCAGGAGGCCAGAGCAGCAUCCUGGCACCCAGAAGAAGCAGCUGCAGGAGGAGAAGGAUGACGAAGAAAGUGAUGGUGAUGAUUCUGAGCAGGGGGAGGCAGUGCCUUUCCUGGGGACCUCAGAGCCCCUGUGCCCCCCAUGGCCACCUGAUGAGGAGGAGGAGGAGGUGGAGGAAGAGCAGUGUGAUGAAGAGCCUGAUGGCAUCCACGAGCUCAUGUCCCAGUUGGUGCAGGACCAGGUACCGUACUUUAUCUGGACCAACCACUGCAGGGCUGUCGACUACAAGCAGCUGCAGCAGGACCAGGUGGUGAACCACUACGCUGGGGUCAGCGCCUUCACCACCAAGGAGGGGCUGUGCCUCAACCUGCGGAACCUGCCCUGGUACAACCAAGCUGACCCCGACACCUUCUUCCCCCGGUGCUACCGGCUGGGAUCUGCGGAUGAGCGACAAGCCUUCAUUGAGGACUUUCGCCUGACGGCAGCUCGCAGCCUGCUCAAAGUGGCCCUGGAGAGGGCUGAGGAUGCACCAGCAGGGAUGGAGCAGCCCCCAAAAUGUGAUGAGGGGCCAGCAGGGCAGCGUCCCCCCUUAGCCCCCCACCUGGUGGAGGAGGCUCUGCAGCUUUGCAGGCAGCACCUGGGCACCCUGAGGCACCAGGACAUUGACAGGAACACCCCGUCCCCCCGCACGGCAGGCACCGACUGGGACCGCUUCCUGCAGGAUUGCUACUGCGUGCUGCGUGAGGGGGCCGUGCCAGUGCUCAGUGGGGCACAGCGGGAGCAGAGCCAGGCCCUGCUGCAGCACAUGGCAGGGCAGCUGCCCCAGCUUGACAUGGAGGGACACCACAACAUCUGGAUCCUCAAGCCUGCCGCCCAAUCGUGUGGCAGAGGUAUCAUCUGCACAGCGCAGCUGGAGGAGGUGCUGAGGCUGGCAGGGAACUUCAAGUCACCCUCAGCAUGGGUGGUGCAGAAAUACGUGGAGCGGCCGCUGCUCAUCUUCGGCACCAAGUUCGACAUCCGACAGUGGUUCCUGGUGACCAACUGGACCCCGCUGACCGUCUGGUUUUACCGGGAGAGCUACCUGCGCUUCUGCUCCCGACCCUUCUCCCUGCGCCACCUGGACGCCGCCCGGCACCUCUGCAACGUCUCCAUCCAGAGGCACUUCCACUCGGCUCGGGGCCGGCACCCCCAGCUGCCCCCUGACCAGAUCUGGUCCUGCUGGCAGUUCCAGGCGUACCUGGCACAGGUGGGACAGGCGGGUGCCUGGCAGCAGGUGAUGGAGCCUGGCAUGAAGGCGGCAGUGGUGGGGGUCCUGUGCAGUGCCCAGGACCUGGUGGGGCCCCGCAAGGGCAGUUUUGAGCUCUACGGGGCCGACUUUGUCUUCGGGGAGGACUGCCAGCCCUGGCUGCUGGAGAUCAACGCAAGCCCCACCAUGGCCCCCUCCUCGGCAGUGACCAGAAGCCUCUGUGCCAGAGUCCAACGGGACACACUGCGCGUGGUCAUUGACCACAGAGAUGACCCUUCCUGUCCCACUGGUGCCUUUGAGCUCAUCUACAAGGAGGCUGCUGUGCCCCAGCCCCGGUUCUCAGGACUGAAGCUGAUGGUGAAAGGCUCCUCCCUGAGAAAGCCCCAGCGGGCACAGCAACGUUCCCACUGCCAACCCUGCCCCUCCCUGCCCAGCUUCUCCCAGCGCCCUGGGCCCCGCAGCUCCUGGGGCAAAGCCAACCCUGUCCCCGCGCUGGGAGCAUCGCGCAGGAAGCUGGCUCCUCUGCGGCCAAAGAGCCGCUGCUGCUCCCCCAGCACUGCCCCCCGGGCACCACCGCAACCUCCCGGGUGCCCUGCUGAAAGUGGGGGGCUGCCGCAGCUCAGCUGCCUGCCUGGGCAGCCCCAGGCAGCUCUGCCCUGGCUUAUUGUCCGUCCUCUGGCCAGGCUGUCUGUCCAGCCACCCCAGGGAGCACCAGCCAGCAGUCCCCGGGGACCUGCCGGACAAGCCCCGUCCUGCCAGGGAGCUGUGCCCACCCGGCACCUGGAUCCCAUGGCCCGGCCCAAGGCGGCCAAGCCCCCUGCAGGGCGAAAGCCUGUGGUGGCUCCUGGGAGGAAGCAGAAGAGCCAUGACACUAAAGGAAACCAAGGAGUGGACAGCAUCCUGCCUAUCCCAGCUAGAGCAAUACGGUGGCACCCAGUUCCCCUGCAGCCCAGUUGGGCCCCAUCUCUGGGCUGGGGCACCCAGCCCCUCCCCCCCGGGGGCUGCAAAACAUGUCUGUGA
Apus apus (common swift) is the source of this 2610-nucleotide messenger RNA. RefSeq names its product tubulin tyrosine ligase like 3 (gene TTLL3). The record is from RefSeq and is a predicted model, not a curated record. Gene Ontology annotation, biological process: cilium movement; cilium assembly; protein polyglycylation. The coding region runs from base 1 to 2610 and encodes 869 amino acids. Lineage: Eukaryota; Metazoa; Chordata; Aves; Apodiformes; Apodidae. The transcript has 10 exons. Gene Ontology annotation, cellular component: cilium. Gene Ontology annotation, molecular function: protein-glycine ligase activity, initiating.